This is a messenger RNA of Plasmodium gaboni, 927 nucleotides long. RefSeq lists its product as hypothetical. The record is from RefSeq and is a predicted model, not a curated record. The transcript has 3 exons. NCBI's taxonomy places the organism in Eukaryota, Apicomplexa, Aconoidasida, Haemosporida, Plasmodiidae. Bases 1 to 927 code for a protein of 308 amino acids.
AUGAUAGAAAGUUCUUUAACUGCUAAGUAUAUUCUUAUGAGCGACAAGCUUAGAAAUAAUACACUUUCUGACAACAAAUUAAAAUUAAAAUACAAUAAUGUACAUAAAAAUGAAAUGAUAGAUUAUGAUGUUAUAGAAAAUUUUUGUAAUAUUCUAAAAGACAAUAAAUCUUUUAAAGGUGUAUUAGAUAUAUCUUAUAAUAACUUGAAUGAAAUAAAUUUGUUUAAUAUUAUGUGUAGUGUUUAUGAAAAUAAAAAUAUCAUAGGAUUAAAUAUUAAAAAUAAUAAAAUAAGCAAAAUGAUAUUUAAUAAAAUUUUAUUAAUUUUAGAGAAAAAUUAUUUAGAAUAUUUAAAUAUACAAAAUACAUAUAUAAAUACACAAGAAAUUAAAAAUAUUAUUUUUACAGCUUUAAAUAAAAAUAUCAUAUCACUUAAACUUCCAUAUCUCAACAUUGAAAACUUUCAAUUUCUUAUACAUAAUUUAAAAGACAAUAAUAGUAUAAAUAAACUCUAUUUUUUUAUAUCUUAUAAUAAUCAAGGAUAUAAAAAUUGUAUUGUGGAGGAUGAAAAUGUAAUUAAUAAUUAUGAGGACUACACAAAUAACGUCAAAGAUUUAUUUAAAGAAUUACUAACCGUCAUUGAAAAAAAAACAAACAUAAAAUGUGUUAAGUGUGAUGCAGAUUGUCAUGAUAAAGAACUAAAUGAAAUUAUAUCUUUUAUUAAUUCGACUUGUGAAAAACAUAAAAAUAAUCUUGAAAAAAUUCAUAUCAUCAAUGAUAAUAAAAUGCAAAUAAAUUCUUUCGAAAAAAUGAAAUUAUUAAUAUCAGAUAUUAACGGGAAAGGAAAACAUAUUGAAAAAUUUGAAAGAGAAGAAAAAAUAGUUCUUGACAAUGACGUGAUAACAUUUCUUGAAAAAAUGUUGCAAUGA